AUGCAAAUCCAAAAGAUCCUUGUUCUCGCUGCUCUAACGACAGGUGUGUAUGGCAAUUACACGAUUGCAACUUGCGUGGGUAAAACUGUAAGUAUAAACAAUCGGUUGGUCCAGUGUCCAAUCCAAAUAAAACAAAUAUCCAGUUCUAACAAAAUAUAUAGGGAAUCAACAAUGAUAUAACUACAACCUCCUGCAAAUCUCUUUUUGCGGAUACCAGCUGCUCUGAUUGCAAAGUCGAACCAAAAUCGGAUGGCAGUGUACGUUGUAGAAGUUCCGGGAUAUUAAUUGAUCCUCUCAAGGUAUAUUGUUCUCGGUCCUUGAGUUUGGAUGAGCGGAUGCUGAUCAUAAGACGGAAUAGUGGCUUCAGCAAUGCACGAAAGACGGUGCUUCAGGAGCAUCUGGAAACUCAAUAG
Hymenoscyphus albidus is the source of this 413-nucleotide messenger RNA. The record is from the annotation of a GenBank genome assembly. NCBI's taxonomy places the organism in Eukaryota, Fungi, Ascomycota, Leotiomycetes, Helotiales, Helotiaceae.